Ostrinia furnacalis (Asian corn borer) is the source of this 459-nucleotide messenger RNA. Its product is annotated as F-actin-monooxygenase Mical-like. Lineage: Eukaryota; Metazoa; Arthropoda; Insecta; Lepidoptera; Crambidae. The transcript has 4 exons. The record is from RefSeq and is a predicted model, not a curated record. Bases 1 to 444 code for a protein of 147 amino acids.
AUGAUUCUGGCGAAACUUGCGAGCUCAUGGAAGGCGCAGGCGCUCUUCAAGAAGUUCGAUGCCCGGGCGAACCACAAGGUCUACGGGAAGGGCCGAGCCGCUACCACCAGCAAGGUGCUGGUGAUCGGCGCCGGGCCCUGUGGACUGAGAGCUGCCAUUGAAUGCCAGCUGCUAGGCGCUAAAGUGGUUGUGAUAGAGAAAAGAGACCGCAUGUCUCGCAACAACGUUCUGCACCUGUGGCCGUUCGUUAUUCAGGACCUGCGGGCGCUGGGAGCCAAGAAGUUCUUCGGCAAGUUCUGCGCCGGCUCCAUCGACCACAUCAGCAUCCGGCAGCUGCAGUGCAUACUGCUCAAGGUGGCGUUACUACUGGGGGUCGAAUUUCACGAAGGCGUCAGUUUCGAAGAAUUGUUGGAGCCGACGGUCACAGAAAAUUCAGAAAGUUAGUAUUUAUAUUUAACA